CACCGUGUAUGUUAACCACAGAAAAGCCUUGUGAUCUGUUGGAGCUCUUGUAGUGUGCUCUGUGACGCAGGCCGAGCACACUGUGACUAGGUAAGCCAACAUCAUAGACCAGUUGACUCACAGAAAAAAGUAUAUCCGCGCUAUAUGGUGAAUAGUGAAUAUAAGGAAAUAAUGAAUUCAUAUUUUGUGUGUAAGAAUUUCAUAGAAAGUACUGAAGAGUGAGGGAGAAUGCGAAAAUGGUGGUGACAGAGAUAAGGACUGUGAAAAAAGCAGCUUUGAGGAGAUAAACACGAGUUAAAGUGAAAGAAAGAAUUUUUAUGAAAGAUCAGAAUUACAGCGAAGGAAAACAACAGUUAUGGGGAGAAACAAGAGUUAUAGUAACAGAAUAAACACUUAUGAUUUGAAAGAGUUGCAUAAAAGGAAGCAAAAAUUAUGGAGAAAACAGGAUUUACAGGUAAUGAAGCAACCCUUGUCGAGAAAAGCAGAAGUUACUGUGAAGGGAUCAAGACUUAUUGCGAAAAUGAGGCAAUGGUUAUAGUGAAGAAAAUAUACAAUUAUGAAAAAAAAAUGGAAUGAAGCAAGAAUUAGUGAGAGGACCAACAAUUAUGGAGACCAGUAAUGAGAAAAGAACAUUAUUGACGAAAAGAAGUGAUAUUGGAUGAAGACGUGUCUCUAUGGGAUUCUGUUCCAUCCACUCCUACGCUGAUGUCACCACUGCUUCACAUCAGUGCCCAGACGUGCAACCCUUCAGGAAGUUACCAGUUCACGCAGAGAAGCCACAGAACGCCUGGCUUCUGAUCUUUCUAUCAUUUCUAAUUGGGACAGAGCAAACCCCUGUGUUGGUCAAAACAUCAAAAAAUCCAGUUCCUCCAUAUAUCCGCUGGACUCAGCCAUUCAGAUAACUAUCCCUAUCCCCUCUUCUCCAGUGAGGAUUAGCUGUUCCCAUCUUAUACACUGAACAUCCUUUAAAAAUCUAAACUGGGAACUUCACAUAGUGUCUCUCGCUCAAGGGUUCUGUAACGUUAGACGUUCUGAGCCGUUUCCAUAUAUAUGUGGGAUUUCAAUAUUCUCCAUAGGAUUGACUUCAGCCUCUCUUACGGUCAAGAUUGCAUUUCCAUCUUCUUUAGACAUACUCAUAUUAACUGUUGUCAUGACCUUAUUGAUUCCAACUGUCUCGCGGCCUCGCUACGCAAAACUUUCAACUUUCUCUCACCCAUAUUUUGUUCACCUCCUUAAUGCAAGAGUUAACUAGUAUUUUCAGUCUCUGAUCCUUUUUUGCUAGUAAACUUUAAAACUUACUGCCAGUUUCUGUAUUCCCUCAUGCCAGUGAUAUAAAUUCUUUCAGGUUUCAAUAUACCUCACUAUGUAAUUUUUGACUAGAUUUCAAACUACCUCCUGAAGAGACUGGCACUUCCAGUGAGCUCUUUUCUUCAGUUUUCUUGUUUGUUUUAAAUAAAAUAAAUAAACAAAUAAAUGCAUAAAAAAGGCUGGCUAAAAAAAAAUGACUCGCAACAAAAGUUUCACCUGACUGGUAUCAAAUGAUGUUUUUUUUUAUUCCAUUAUAUUUUUGGAUAGGUUUCUCUCUCUCUCUCUCUCUCUCUCUCUCUCUCUCUCUCUCUCUCUCUCUCUCUCUCUCUCUCUCUCUCUCUCUCUCUCUCUCUCUCUCUCUCUCUCUCUCUCUCUUGUGACUUUGUGAAUAGGAUGACAAACAAUAAAUUUGACAUUUAUAACCAUGAUGACAGUCAAUUCUAUUCCCAUUUAUGCUCCACUUCACUGUCAUUAAUUCAGCGUGUAUAUUUCAGAAACUACAAUGCGCCGCCACAUCUUAGUAAGAGCAACAUGGAAUCUCAGCAGCAAGAUGUUCAAACACUGCCUUUGUUCGCGGGACUUCAUCCUUCUCAUCUUUGCUGUUUGUCUGCUCUACAUUUGCAUGCAGUUGCUGGAGACGACACGAGAUAUAAAGUCAAGCCUCCGCAUAGCCACUGCCUCGGACAAUAGCAGGUACCUCUCCCAGUUGUCGACGAUAAGGGAGAGCUCACUGUUCACCGCAAUGGUUGCAGCUGAUGCCGGUGAAAAGGAACAAUUGGCAAGAAUUGUGCGGCGGAUCCCCAACGUGCCUUUGAGUUACACACUCGGCAACAAACCCGUGAAAAACGCAAAAGACAAGAAAUGUAGCAAGUACCCGACGCUGUAUGAUAUUCAGUUUAACAACAUUUACUGGCAGGUCCUCCACACCACCAACGGAACCUUUUACUUAUACAGUGCUUUCUUUGACAAUCGUCCAGCAUCCCCUGAAAAGCCGUCUGUUCGCAUUCUGGCCAUGGCGGAUCGCGUCACCCCUGCUGUCACCAUCCGCUGCCAGCUCUGGUAUGAAGGGGAAGAGGAUCCGGUAGUUACCAAGGUUUCCGAAUAUAAGUAUAUUUGGGUUAAAUCAUAUGGGAAUUACAAGAACGGCAUCCUGCAACCGUAUCUGCUCCAAUGCAUUGUCCCCAUGGAUUUCACCGAGCGAGUGCCGCUCUCAGUAUCACUAGUGGAAGAUCGAUGUGACCCACCCAAAAAUAACUUGCGAGUCAUCAACAAUCUCCCGGGGGAAGGUGGAAAGGAAAAUUUUGCUGUUUGCGUCAAAGGAAUGAGUGGCACACGAGACAACAGCUUGAAAAUGGUAGAGUGGCUGGAGCUGAUGUUCCUCCUCGGGGCCCACAAAGUGUUCCUUUACGACAUGGGUGUCCAUUCUAACAUGUCCAAGAUAUUCCGAUAUUACGAGUCUCAAGGAAAGGUUGACCUGAAAAGUUUGACAUUGCCUGGUGACCAACCCAACGACCGCGACUUACUGGACAUUUACUUGAAACACAAGGUGGUAAACAAACGUCAAAAUGAGGUAAUUCCGUACAACGACUGCCUUUACAGGAAUAUGAACCGAUACAAGUUCAUUGUGCUACUCGACACGGACGAGAUCAUCAUGCCAAGAACAACACAGAACUGGGAGACACUAAUGAAGAAAAUAGCGCCAGAGGUCAUGUCAGGAAGCGGCCACCCGAGGAGCUCCUACGUCGCCCGCCACGUGUACUUCCUUGACUCCAUGCAGGAGGAGCACGGAUGGGCGACGGACGUGCCACACUACAUGCACUUCCUUCAGCACGUGUACCGCGCCUUCAACUACACUGGGCCUGGUAGUUAUGUGAAGUGCUUUCACGAUCCUCAGCGAGUCCACACUCUCCAUAACCAUUAUCCGAUUUCCUGCCUGAAGGGAGGCUGCUCCCAUGAGGACAUGCCCACGGAGCUGGUGCACCUGCAGCACUACCGGUCAGGGUGUAAGCCAGAACUGAAAAAAGUGUGCCCCUUAUUCUUAAACCACACAGUCCUAGAAGACUCCAUCCUUAGGUACAAGGAGCCCCUGGUGCGCGGAACUGUUCGUACUCUGCGGGACCUUGGCUUCACGUUGGACUGAUGGAUGUGGGGUCAAAGUGAUGACCAUAUUGGAAAUUACUACUGUGGUUUGUCAUGUGUGGUAAAUGUCAUGUCACUUCAGUGUUAUGCUGCAAGUAUUAGGAAUAGUGAUGAACAUGUGCACUUAUGAUUACGACCGCAAUUACUUUUAUUAUAUGUGUGUAGAGAUAGUCUUAAAUACUCUCUCUCUCUCUCUCUCUCUCUCUCUCUCUCUCUCUCUCUCUCUCUCUCUCUCUCUCUCUCUCUCUCUCUCUCUCUCUCUCUCUCUCUCUCUCUCUCACACACACACACACACACACACACACACACUUUUAUAUUCAGCCUAGUCUUGGUUGUAUACCAUUUCAAAACGUUAUUUUUUUAUAACAUUUAUCCAUUAUACAUUUGUAAUGUAUUAUGUCGCCGAAUUAAAUGUAACAGGAGAAAAGAUGCCUGUUGCGCAGCCGUCAUUCUAAGGCACGGUCUCAGGAUCCGCAAUACCUCUCAAGUGUCAUGUGUUUACAAGGCUGACACAGGUACAGUAAUCCUCUUGAUCACUCAUAUCCGUCCACCCCACAACACCGUGGCCAGUAUUCGUCUGCCUCCGUCUUCCUCUCCCCUACAUGUUCUCAUCUUCCCGCUCCUGACAUUCUUGUGCCUCCUACCACCACUUUGUCCUUGUCUACUCUUUUAUACGUCUCUCUCCUUCUCUUUCCCACCAGCUAUCUUAACUUUUCUUAACGUAAAAGUGUGCCGUACUCAGUUGUGAGUGUUGGCGUAGCGUCACCCUUCCUGGUCCUCAGCAUAGGUAAUGGUGUGGCUAGUUUCUUUGUCUGCCUUCAUUAAGUUCCCAUUCACAGCUGGCCGGUACCCAGUACCCAUUGUAAGGCUAGGUGAACGUAGGAGCGAGCAAUCGUCUCAGAAAAAUCUUACCAGUAACUAGGAUUCGAACCCAGGACAUCUUACAUUGUUGUCAAACGCGCUAUCGCCUGAGCUACCACAACAUAAUAAACUAUGUGAGUAGACAGAGCACUCACAUGAGGCACGUGCUGGUAAAUUCUGUCAUUAUGUGCAGUGAUUGACAUCGCAGGUAUGACUCGUGUCUGCUUGUGUGUGCGUCGUCGUGAUCUACUGUUUAUCGCGGUGCUUUGAGGAAGCCUCUUAUCUUACUCUCAUUUCUAGAAUCACUUACAUUUAUUCAUUGGUGAUAACUUACAUAUUGUUUGUUACUUUUUUUAUGUAUACAGUUUUUUAAAGCGAUUUUAGGUAGUUUAUUUUUAUUAAUCAAGAUAAUAUAUUAUGGAUAAUUUAUGAUUUAUAAAUUUUUCGUUUGCAUGAUUUAUCUCAGACUGUCUUUUCACAUUGUACUAUUCUGUAUUUCUGAAGUGAUGGCUUUGGUGGAUAUGAAUGAGUUGUCAAAUUAUUAUUUAAUGUUACGGUAUACGCCGUUUCUUUUCAAGUGUUUCAUUACUGUGGCAUGCAUUGCUGCUGUGCAAUAUUUGUUUUUCUUGUAUCAGUAUGUAUUGUUGUGUAGAUAUUUUUUUGAGAAAACUCAUUUCCAUUCUUUUUCUUUAUAAGGAUGCUGAAAAUCAUAUAUUAUGUCAAACUCUUCUCUAAUUUAUUCUCUCUCUCUCUCUCUCUCUCUCUCUCUCUCUCUCUCUCUCUCUCUCUCUCUCUCUCUCUCUCUCUCUCUCUCUCUCUCUCUCUCUCUCUCUC
Messenger RNA from Scylla paramamosain (green mud crab), 5142 nucleotides. RefSeq lists its product as uncharacterized. Bases 1811 to 3448 code for a protein of 545 amino acids. The record is from RefSeq and is a predicted model, not a curated record. Lineage: Eukaryota; Metazoa; Arthropoda; Malacostraca; Decapoda; Portunidae. Gene Ontology annotation, cellular component: cytoplasm. Gene Ontology annotation, molecular function: glycosyltransferase activity. The transcript has 4 exons.